ACGUGCUUAUGCCCUGGGACAACCUUGCUUGGGAGCUAAGCGACGCCAGAGCAGAUGCUUGGGAGAGGGCACAGGACUGCAGGCAGUGUAGCAUUGAAAUGAUCCUGGCUCCCUCCCAUUCCCAACGGGUCAUGAGGGUUUUGUUUUUUUACUUGGAGCGGUACAUCAAUUGGAGUACCAUAGUUUUACUUGGGCAUGUGUGGGCGGAGAGUAUGUUCAACAAGGUAUAACAGCAGCAGGCUCCCCUAUGUCUAACUACCGCCCCAAGCACGGCAUGAUCCUAGAUCAUGCCAUUUGCCAAACGCUUGUUGAUUAUGGUGGACUCGACUUCGAAGAUGAGGUGUCGGAGAUGGCAACAAGAAAUAUCUUCACUUGGCUUCCCGGUGGCUGAAAGAGCCAUUCGUCAACACGAGUGGAUCGACAACUUGCAGUCGGAUGAUGACAGCCCAAUCGAGGGAGAUAGCCUUUCUGUGUUUGCAGGCGGAGCGUUGGUUGCUAGGACUGUCAACGCAUAGGUCCAACUCGAUAUGAAAAAGGCCUCGUAGCGGAUCAAGAUAAGCUGUGACGGUGAGCAGACCUCGUGAGGGCAUUAAGGCGUCUUCAACACCCAAGGGUGCAUGUUCUCAAUAGGGUCUGCAGGAG
Molecule: messenger RNA, 642 nt
Organism: Emericellopsis atlantica
Lineage: Eukaryota; Fungi; Ascomycota; Sordariomycetes; Hypocreales; Bionectriaceae
Exons: 1
Coding region: 288-515 (75 amino acids)
Source: RefSeq, a predicted model, not a curated record